Dujonia railenensis is the source of this 2634-nucleotide messenger RNA. The record is from the annotation of a GenBank genome assembly. NCBI's taxonomy places the organism in Eukaryota, Fungi, Ascomycota, Pichiomycetes, Serinales, Debaryomycetaceae.
AUGGUACAUAUAGCUCUUUUCAACCAUAACCAGAAGGAUGACAUCACAUCUAACCUGGUAGCACCACCGCCGAAUGUGGAUUCGAGAAACAGAUCCAUAUCCAUCAGCAGAUUCUUUAAGUCCAACCACGGCAGUGCAGCUAAUCAGCAUGCGGCCGCUUAUAGCAGCAACUCAUCGACCAAUUCUACGGGCCACGGUCAAGACGAGGGAGACUCGGAGAAGGACGAGUCUUUAUCGACGCAAUUUAAAUCUUCCAACGACACUAACCUCGACCACAGCCCAACCCCAGAGGGCAUAUCCAAAUUGAAAAACCUAUUCAAGAUCUCCACCAUGUCCUCCACGGGGAAUUCAGUCGAGAAUUCGCCGGUCUUGGGAACUUCCAGUAAUAGCUACAAUGGGCACGAUCAAAGCAAGGUGGAAGAUGAGAUAAGGGAAACAGAAAAGGAAAACACCUCAGAAGAUCAGUUCAAGUCGGGCGCAUUCCCUGUAAAACAGGAUGCCAGCGCCAUGAUGAUGAAAAGAUUCACGAUUGGCAGGAAAAGAUCCGUUUCAUCACCAACGAAUCCCAAAUUUGCGCCCACCAGAAUUUCAAGCACAACUAGCCAGAGUAAUAUCGUGACGGAUCUGCAACAUCAGAAACAGCAGUUAGCGGAACGUCAACUAGAAGAACCGGUGAGUCCUGUAGUUAAAUCAAACAUGUAUUUUGCCCACCAAGGACUCCCUCCUCACUUAAAUAACAAUGACAACAACAAGCUCAACGAAAAUCAAGAGGCUAUACUUGGUGACUAUGAUAAUGACCUUACUGUGUACUUAAGACACGCAGACUCUGUGUUUUCCCUUAGUGACAGCGGAGUGUUGAAGCCUCCCAGAACUACAUUGGAACGCCAGCAAGAAGAAACAUCUGAUUUGUCAGAAAGCGAGUAUCCUGACUCCAAAUCUAAAUCAAUCGAAAGGAAUGAAGCAACAGACAUUACAGAUGCGACAGGCCACACGGAGAGCAAACCAAAGGAAGAGCCAAAGGGUUUAGGCAUCGAAGGUGAUUUAUCCGAAAGAACGUACAACACAUCAUCUAAGACGAAGACUAAUGACAUCUCAAAGAACGAGAACGAUGAAAAUAUCGUCACCGUCCCUGGAUUAACGCCUCCUGCGGCAUCUCCACUCCAACGGACACUAAGGAGGGUAGCAUCUGCGCCAUUGGUCCAUAGAUUGUUAAAUGAUCCAAAUGCAAGAGAUUCAAAGAGCAGCGGACUUUAUGAACAAGAUAACGCCGAUAAAGAUGCUGAGCACGUAUUUGACCCUACUAAACAUAUUGGUGAGUUGAAGAAUACUGCAAGAAGACCAAGAACGUAUACUCAAGAUAGAAUGUAUUCAACUGCAGCGACUAAAGUAAUGGACGCCCAAGUGAAUCAAGAUUCUUUCGACAAAAUCAGAUUGCUUGGUAGAGGUGAUGUUGGAAAAGUAUACUUGGUGAAGGAGAAAUCUUCUAAUAAGCUCUAUGCUAUGAAAGUUUUGUCCAAAGCGGAAAUGAUUCAAAGAAAUAAAAUUAAGAGGGCAUUAGCAGAACAAGAGAUCUUAGCAACUUCCAAUCACCCGUUUAUUGUUACAUUGUAUCAUUCUUUCCAAUCGGAAGACCAUCUUUAUCUUUGCAUGGAAUAUUGUAUGGGAGGAGAAUUUUUCAGAGCGUUACAAACAAGAGAAUCCAAAUGCAUCCCUGAAUCUGAUGCCAAAUUUUAUGCUGCAGAGGUGACAGCUGCAUUAGAAUACUUGCAUCUUAUGGGGUUCAUCUACAGAGAUUUGAAACCUGAAAAUAUCUUGUUGCAUCAAUCAGGUCACAUUAUGUUGUCUGAUUUUGACUUGUCUAAACAAUCGGCUAGUACCAAAAACCCUGAAAUAUUUUUCAAAAAGAACACUUACGGAGUUGGACAAAAUUCCAAUGUGGGGCCAACAUUGGAUACCAAAGCGUGUAUUGAUGGGUUCCGUACGAAUUCAUUUGUAGGUACAGAAGAAUACAUUGCACCUGAAGUGAUCAAGGGUAAAGGUCACACUUCCGCUGUAGAUUGGUGGACUUUGGGGAUCUUCCUUUUCGAAAUGCUUUACGGUACUACUCCAUUCAAGGGCGAUCAGAGAAACAAGACAUUUUCCAAUAUAUUGAAAAAGGAUGUGAAAUACCCAGACUCUAACAAUCAUCAACCUGUUUCAUCAAAUUGUAAAAAUCUUAUAAAGAAGCUAUUGAUUAAGGAUGAAACCAAAAGAUUGGGUUCUAAAUCUGGAGCUUCAGAUAUUAAAAAUCACUCCUUUUUCAAAAGUACCCAGUGGGCAUUACUUAGGAAUCAAAAACCCCCUAUGAUCCCCGUAUUAACUAAAUCCAAGAACUCUGGAAAAAAGGACAAGGAAAGUGAACUCAGUGAAGACGAUAACAAUGGAACUAAGAAGCAUACAAAAACAGAGGUUAAUGCAAAUGGAGAAAAUGAUGAUCCGUUCGCUAAGUUCAGUUCUGUAACUUUACAUUACAAUGAGGUGGGAAGAGAGGAAUCUAUGGUAUAUAACCAAGAAGAUUCAAUGUACACUAGUGUCGCAUAUACUAUUACAAACAAUAGUCCGGUUAAGGGUAAAGGAGGAUUUCUUAGGAGGUAA